Salvia miltiorrhiza (redroot sage) is the source of this 501-nucleotide messenger RNA. Its product is annotated as protein FAR-RED IMPAIRED RESPONSE 1-like. The coding region runs from base 1 to 501 and encodes 166 amino acids. Gene Ontology annotation, biological process: regulation of DNA-templated transcription. Lineage: Eukaryota; Viridiplantae; Streptophyta; Magnoliopsida; Lamiales; Lamiaceae. The record is from RefSeq and is a predicted model, not a curated record. The transcript has a single exon.
AUGAAUGGAAAGCAACCGGAAGUUAUAUUCUCCGAUCAAUGUCAAGCUUUGAUGAAUGCUAUUGAUUCUCAAUUCAAAGGCGCGGCUCAUCGCCUAUGUCAAUGGCAUAUCAAUCAAAAUGCCCCUUCUCACUUUAGGUCCUUGAAUGGUAACAGUGAGUUCAAGAGAGCUUGGCAUCAUUGCAUGAAUUGGUGCGAGAGCGAGGAAGAAUUUGAAAGCUUGUGGACAAAAAUGAUUGCAGAUCAUGGAUUGGCUGAGCAUCGGUGGUUUGCAAGUAUGUACAGAUUGCGUCAGAGAUGGGCUUCUGUUUUCACUAACUCUCGUUUUUCUGCCGGAUUACAUGCUACUUCGCGAAGUGAAGUAACGAACAGGGUUUUGAAGGAUUUGAGUAGAAGAAGUGGCUCGUUAUUUGAAUUUGUCCUCAAUUACAAGACAUUCAUAGGCAAGCAUCCCCCACGGAAAAGAGUUAAACUUUUCCAAGUCGUCCACCAAGUGAAUUAG